AUGGCCAAUUUCGUAGUCUUGCGAGACUCCACAGCCUACAACAUCAUCUUGGGGAGAAAAACCAUCAACGAUCUUGGGGCAGCGAUUAGCACGAAGCUGCUCGUAAUGAAGUUUAUUACUGAUGACGGAUCCGUAGGAUCCAUCAGAGGGGACUUGGAAACGGCAGUCGCUUGCGAUCACGCCAGUCUCUCUCUCAGGAAAAAGUCCAAAGAAGCAUCAGGGGUUUUUCUUGCCGACCUGGAUGCCAGAAUAGACAACAAGCCCAGGCCCGAGCCAGAGGGGGACUUGGAAAAAUUUAGGAUACCGAUGUACCGACCCGACGAGGACAAAACAGCGUUCAUAACGCCUGGAGGGAUCUACUGCUACAAGGUAAUGCCAUUUGGUCUGAAAACCACACGGCCCGACGAUCUCCUAAACGACCUGGGGGGCGUGUUCGCGUCCCUCCGGCAACACGACAUGAGGCUCAACCCGCUCAAAUGCGCCUUUGCCAUGGAAGCUGGGAAGUUCUUAGGGUUCAUGAUCACCCAAAGAGGAGUAGAAGCCAACCCUGAAAAAUGCAAAGCAAUUCUCCAGAUGAAGAGCCCGGGUUGUAUCAAAGACGUCCAACGAUUGGCAGGAAGGCUGACUGCAUUAUCCCGUUUCCUCGGCGCAUCGGCAGCAAAAGCUCUGCCCUUCUUCAAUCUGAUGAAAAAGGGGAUAGCAUUCGAAUGGAUCCCAGCGUGUGAAGAAGCAUUCAACCACUUCAAGGAGAUCCUAGUAGCACCUCCGGUGCUCGGGAAGCCCAAGGCCGAAGAGCCACUCUACCUCUACCUGGCAGUAACAGAGGAAGCCCUUGCAGCAGUGCUCGUACGAGAAGAAGGGAAGGCUCAGCAACCGAUUUACUUCGUAAGCAGAGCUCUACAAGGAGCAGAGCUGAGGUACAGCAAACUGGAAAAGCUGGCGCUGGCACUCCUAACCUCCUCCCGAAGGUUGAGGCAGUACUUCCAGGGCCAUCGCGUAGUCGUGAGAACGGACCAAGCAAUUCGCCAAGUACUCCAAAAACCUGAUUUGGCUGGAAGGAUGAUGACCUGGGCCAUCGAGCUCUCCCAAUACGACUUGCAGUAUGAGCCCCGACAUGCAAUCAAGGCGCAGGUGAUGGCAGAUUUCUUGGUAGAGGUAACAGGUGACCCCCACGAGGAAACGGGUACACGGUGGAGGCUCCACGUAGACGGGGCCUCUAACCAGACGUCCGGGGGAGCCGGGGUCAUCUUAGAGAGCCCGGCGGGAGUCAUUUACGAGCAAUCAUCUAAGUUCGAAUUUCCGGUGUCGAACAACCAAGCAGAAUACGAAGCCCUCUUAGUUGGACUGACCCUAGCCCGAGAAGUCGGGGUAACAAGGCUGGAAGUGUGUAGCGAUUCACAGGUCGUCACCUCGCAAGUAAACGGAAGCUAUCAAGCCAGGGACCCCCUCCUGCAAAAGUAUUUGGAAAAGGUUAGAGAAUUGACCAGGCAGUUCCAAGAGGUCACGGUCCAACACGUUUCAAGAGAAAGGAACACACGGGCAGACCUCCUAUCUAAAUUAGCAAGCACGAAGCCGGGAGCUGGCAACCGGUCUCUCAUCCAGGGCAUGGUGAAGGAACCGACAGUUGCCCUCCAUCUGACGGAGUCAAGCCCCUCCUGGCUGGACCCCAUCACAAACUUCUUUGAACAUGGCAAGCUGCCUGAUGAUGAGAAAGCGACCAAAACAUUGAGAAGGGAGGCUGCCAAAUAUGCAGUCAUACAAGGACAACUGUUCAGAAAGGGGCUCAGCCAACCCCUAUUGAAGUGGUUACACCCCGACCAGAUGGACUAUGUGAUAACCCGUUUCGGUAUCCCGGAGGUCGUCAUUUCGGAUAAUGGGACGCAGUUCACUGACAAGAAGUUCACGGAAUUCCUCACCGGCCUGGGGAUAAAACAAAAGUUUUCCUCAGUAGAACAUCCCCAGAUGAACGGACAAGUGGAAUCCGCAAACAAAGUCAUCCUACUAGGCCUCAAGAAGCGCUUAGUCAACAAGAAAGGCGCAUGGGCAGACGAGCUCGCUUCGGUCCUCUGGUCUUACCGGACAACCGAGCAAAGCUCCACCGGGAAAACCCCCCUUUCGCCUAACGUACGGGGUCGACGCAGUAAUACCCGUGGAAAUUGGCGAACCGAGUCCACGGUUACUUCUCGCAGGAGUAGACGAAGCGGUGGAAAAAGACCUGGUGAAAGAGACCAGAGAGAUGACCCACUUGUCAGAAAUAGCACUAAAACAAAGAAUAGCUCUGCGCUACAACACUAA
Molecule: messenger RNA, 2295 nt
Organism: Arachis ipaensis
Lineage: Eukaryota; Viridiplantae; Streptophyta; Magnoliopsida; Fabales; Fabaceae
Source: RefSeq, a predicted model, not a curated record